This is a messenger RNA of Astyanax mexicanus (Mexican tetra), 2212 nucleotides long. Its product is annotated as deoxynucleoside triphosphate triphosphohydrolase SAMHD1-like. Lineage: Eukaryota; Metazoa; Chordata; Actinopteri; Characiformes; Acestrorhamphidae. The record is from RefSeq and is a predicted model, not a curated record. The coding region runs from base 65 to 2212 and encodes 715 amino acids. Gene Ontology annotation, biological process: defense response to virus; regulation of innate immune response; dGTP catabolic process. Gene Ontology annotation, cellular component: nucleus. The transcript is spliced from 22 exons. Gene Ontology annotation, molecular function: dGTPase activity.
CACCUGUAUCCAAACAGAGGAGCUGAAGAAAACUAUCAACCAGAACAUUUACAGCAUUAAGACCAUGGCAAACCAAUCUACAGUCUACAAGGUCUUUAAUGACUCUGUUCAUGGCCACAUUGAGAUGCACCCUCUGCUGGUGAAGAUAAUAGACACUCCUGAGUUUCAGCGCUUGAGGAACAUCAAACAACUUGGAGGAGGCUAUUAUGUCUAUCCUGGAGCAUCUCACAAUCGCUUUGAGCACUCCUUAGGUGUGGCUCAUCUGGCAGGGAAGCUUCUACAGAGUCUGAAAAAGAAACUGAUUCAGGGAAAGACACAGAGUCUGAAAAAGAGUCUGCUUACGGAAUUAGAGAUAACACCCAAUGACGAACUCUGUGUUCAGAUUGCUGGAUUGUGUCAUGACCUGGGUCACGGCCCGUUCUCUCAUGCAUUUGACAUAUUCAUGAAGGAAUUUGUCCCAAGUUGGAAGCAUGAAGAAGAAUCAUUCAAGAUGUUUAAAUAUCUCAUUGAAAAAAAUGGCAUUAAAGAAGACAUGGAAAGAGACUACACAUUUUCUGAAGUCGACUUCACAUUCAUCAAGGAGCUUAUUCAAGGGCCGAGUAAUUCUGCUUUUGAGUGGCCAUAUGAAGGAAGAGAGAAGGAGAAGGCUUUCUUGUACGACAUUGUGGCCAAUCACAGAAACGGAAUUGACGUUGACAAAAUGGACUAUUUCGCCCGAGACUGCCACCACCUGGGCAUGAAAUGUAACUUCUCUCAUGAACGUUUUAUAACGUUUGCACGAGUUUGUGAAGUAAACGGAGAAACGCAGAUCUGCGUAAGAGACAAGGAAGCGAUGAACAUGUAUGAGCUCUUUCAUGUUCGCAACCUCCUUCACCACAAUGCCUACCAACACAGGGUCACGAAGGCAGUCGAACUUAUGAUAAUGGAUGCUCUCAAAGAAGCCAAUGAUCUCUUCAAGUUGAAAGAAGCAGCAAUGGAUCCUAAAACUUUCGUGGAUCUCACAGAUUGUGUUCUUCAGAAAAUUCUAAAAAGUCUUGGAAAAGCCCAGAAAAUCAUUAAAAGAUUAUUAAAACGUGACUUGUACAAGUUCCUUGGUGCGAAAACAUUUGAGCCUCAGGAGCUGAAACACUUGGACAGUGAUGAAAAGUUGAAGAAAGUGCUGAAGACCUGGCUAGAAAACAUCCAGACACCAGUUGGUGCCCCGAGGCUCAAUCCAGAGGACUUUACAGUGGUGCGAAUCAAAUUCAAUUACGGGAUGAAGGACAAGAAUCCAAUUGAUUCUCUCAGAUUCUACAGGAAAUCCGAUCCAAACACACCAAUAAAACUCUCCAAAGAUGAGGUCUCGUACCUCCUUCCUGAGAAAUUUGCUGAAACCAAAGUCAUGGUUUUCUACAAGGGUGAAGACAAAGAUGUUGAGGAACUGGCCAGAAGGGAAAUCAAACAUUUCUGGAAUGACUUGGACUUCUUCUCUUCUGCCAUAAAGAACUCCAGGACCUAUGUGGAUUUCACAGCCAUUCUGCUGGAAAUCCAAGCAAUUCAACUGUUGGAGAAAAAGAUGGUGACUGCGCAGGAAAUCUGUGAGGUUUUUUCAAACCAGGGCCUUUACAGAUUCAUUGCUGAGGAAACAUCCCUGCCAAAAGAACUGGAACAUGUGGACAGCACUCAGUUGCAGAACGUGUUGGAGGCUUGGGUGAGAGAACUCGAGCAACAAGCUGGUGGUCAGAUGAUUGUUCACACUGCAAAGGAUUUUAAAUUGGUCCCGUACAGAGCUCCCGAAUCUGAAUCCUGUACUCUCUAUGUAUUGUACAUAGGACUGCACAUGGAGGAACUCGUACAAUUCUGGCAAAUUGUGGGCCUUGGAACCUUCAUAGAUUACCGUUUCAGGGAAUUCAUAUGCUUAUACCUCGUAAUAGCAAAGGAAGUUACUGUGAGACUUUUAAGACAAGGCUACUUCCUCAUUGAUGAGAAAGCAAUGGAGACUGAUAAACUGAUACGUUUGGACGAUGGGAAAUGGAGAACACUGCUGGAGAACUGGCUAAAAAGCAUCCAGAAAAAAGCCCAACACCACCAGCUCAGGUUUACUGCAAAUAACUUCAAAGUGGUAUCAUACCACCUGCCUUGCCAACCUGAAAUCAGUAAGGUGAUGCUUUUCUACAAGGGACUCACUGAAGAUCAUGUCGAAAAAUUGUGGAAGCAAGUGCGAAAAGUGUGA